AUGGGCUAUACGAAUGUCAUUACAGAACGGUUACUGCAGAGCCCGGGCAGUCGUCCGGAGAAUAUAGUCCGGUGCUUCUUGCAGUCGUACCCCGUGGAGGAACAUUUGGAUGUCCUUACCGACGUCUUGACCCGGGGCACCACCAUCGACGAGCAAGCAGCUGCGCUGAUUAGCGCAGCGUGGGACCAUGUUCGCCAAAGCCAGAUUUGGUCCACGAGGUUUGGAAGCCUGGAAGAGUACAGUCAAUCCAUUGACUAUAACAACCUUGUCAGCCCAGUCCUGCUACGCCACAGCAAGAGCGAUCGUGCCAAACAGCUGAGCGCCAGACUCAUCUGGCAGAAUUGGCGAACUAGCUAUGUUUCGGCGCUCCCGAGCGAGCUUCAGCCACCUUUCUGGAGCAAGCACCUGCUCUCGUUGCUAGCAGCCCUCAGUAAAGCGAGCCGACUGACCGAGGCGGUCGAUUUGCUCCACAAAUCGAUGAAGCAGCGCCCUGCCCGCAGUCGAAAAUAUCCCUAUCUGAUGGCGAGCGACGUCAACCGUGCCCUGCAGACUAUUCAGCACCUUCAGCCUAAAAGGCGGCCAAGGACAGAUGAAUCCGUCGCAGCCACUGAGAUUGAUGACAUAUGCAAAUGUGCACCAAGCUGCAUUCCUUUCACGGCUCUACUCUCGAAGACAAAAUCACCAAUGCGUGAUCUUGAAUGGGAUCAGUUCACGGACUGGAUUUACUCGGUUUCCUGGAGCCAAAUAUGUGACCAGCACCUUGGAGAGUUGUAUCAGUUGAUGAUGCAGACAGACACGGGGAAAAAGUCCCGGUGGGACAUCAUCCAGGCUCUGGAGGAGUUCCGAAAUGGGGAAGCGAAGCAGACACUCGCCGAACAGAGUCAGGCAGAAGAGCUGGCGAACUUCGACAUCCGCACCAUCCCCCCAGAGGCAACGCCUGAGCUCGAUAUCAACGAUGUAACAGUGGUGGAGACUUCGACUCUUGAACAGUUGUUAGGGGCAAGCCUAGACUGGGACUUUUGGCAGAAGCAGGGUUAUCUCCUUGUUCCAGGAUACCUCAAUUAUUUGAAAGGCUAUGGCAUCGGAGAGCGAGUGCAAGAUGCAUUGACUCGGUAUGCAUACGACAAUAACGGGCAAGAGCUAGGGAGAAAGUGCUAUGACCUUCUUCGGGAGAUGAUCCAGCAAGACCCACUCUACUAUGCGAUUAUUGUGGCCUGUCGCCCAGAUAGGGUGUCAAAAUUUGUUCAUUGCCCCGGAGUGGCACCCAUCAUGCAUCGUCAGCAAUUGGCACCCCCGAACCUCCCAUGGGACCAGAGCGAGAACGGCAUUCAGAGCAGCAUCCUACUGCCCACCCUCGCUGUCAACCAUCUGGUCAACCUGGUUCCCGGAUCUCACACAGAAGCCCAACCCGCCUUGAAUCUGCAGCCUGUGAACGUGACGCUCAAUCCUGGGGAUCUUCUCAUCAUGAAGCCAACUCUUCGACGGGCUGAAUCCACCUUCUCGGGUAGUGCAGUCUUGAAUCUGUCACAGGUAAUGGUGGGCGAAGGUGAUCUUCCUUGCAUAGCUACUAGUGAUGCCCUCCUGUUAGACACCCUCACUAGCACGGAAGCCACUUUUGUCCCGAGCAGUCAUGAGCAGCAACAGCAGCAGCAGCCCUACGAGACUCGCCUUGACUGUGCCUCUGCGCUGGGAGAGGCCUUGUCUGGCCAUAGGGACUGGAAUGACCCGAAAGUCACUUAUCAACGCGAUAUUGUCCUGGGCACCGACCACGUCGCCGCCAGGGCCUUCGUGACACGCAUCCGAGAGCGCCUCGCACUGGACUUUCAUGAUACGCUGGAUUUGUUCGAGAACUCUUGCCGGGACGGCAACUUCGAAGCAGCCUCGUUGACUGCGACUGUGGUCACCUCUGACUACGAAUGGCCGGAGUUCAGCUCCGACGACUUGGAUCUAUCGGAGUUGUUUGGAAUUGAUUCCACGGGCGCUCAAGUCAUUCCCAACACCGCCGAUGUAUCAUCGGCCUCAUCGCUGGCUGGAUAUAGUUUUUGA
Aspergillus fijiensis CBS 313.89 is the source of this 2046-nucleotide messenger RNA. RefSeq lists its product as uncharacterized. The transcript has 2 exons. The record is from RefSeq and is a predicted model, not a curated record. The coding region runs from base 1 to 2046 and encodes 681 amino acids. Lineage: Eukaryota; Fungi; Ascomycota; Eurotiomycetes; Eurotiales; Aspergillaceae.